ACAAUGCACAUGUGAGGCAAUGCCUACUGGGCUGGGAAGGAAUGAAAUUUUGUUUGUAAACAACAUAGAGAAAGAAAUGCAAUGAGUACGGAACGUUGUGAAAUGUUUUUGAACGAUAUUCGAAUCAACAAUGAGGACGAAUAACAAGUGCACCGAGGUUGGAGCAUCUCAUGAAGGUUCCCGUCGCCCGAAGACCACAGUUGCAAAGGGUACGAAAGGUAACUCUUCAGCGGCUUCCUCAAGCUCGAAAAAACGGACGCCAGCAAAACGAAUAUCGGGUCCUAUGGGUAAUGGGGUGUUCGGGGUACGUGUGUUCAUACCAAGAGACCGCAAUCCUUGUUCACCCUUGCUUCACUUCGAUUUGGAGGAACAUAUCUCCUUCAAGCUCACUUUAAAAAAAAUCAGAGGGUGUGGAAACAACGACAUAUGUGCUACAUGGUAUAACAAAGCAAUGCACGACACGGUGAAAGCAAAGGUGAAAGAAUCUGGAUUUUUGCCCUUUUUGUCAAUACUGGGACAUGGAAAGAAAGGGGAUAGGCCAUUACUUGUGGCCUUAGCUGAGAGAUGGUGGGACACUACCCACACAUUCCACUUCGAUGAAGUUGGAGAGAUGACAAUGACCCCGACGGACUUCGCAGCAAUCACAGGAUUGCGUGUUGGUGGGAAGCGAUUAACGUACGACUUGGACAUUUACAGAAAUAAGAACAAGGUGGUGAAAUUGUUUGGGAAACCAAUUGCAGACCUACUGGCAGGGGAAAGGAGAGUGCCGUAUGAAAGCCUUUGCACUCCGUACUGGAAGAAGAAUCCGAAAGAUGAUAAAGAAGCUGACCAAAUUGCAAGGGCAUUUAUACUAGCCAAUACGUGA
Prunus dulcis (almond) is the source of this 865-nucleotide messenger RNA. RefSeq lists its product as uncharacterized. The transcript has 4 exons. Gene Ontology annotation, biological process: meristem maintenance; meristem development. The record is from RefSeq and is a predicted model, not a curated record. The coding region runs from base 131 to 865 and encodes 244 amino acids. NCBI's taxonomy places the organism in Eukaryota, Viridiplantae, Streptophyta, Magnoliopsida, Rosales, Rosaceae.